AUGCUCGGAACGGAGUGGCAGAGUGCGCGAGGUGGAGGGGCGUUUUGUUACAAGGGCUUUCAACAAACGGACGGACAUAGCUCUAAUUCAAAAGCCCUAUGUCUAUGGAGGCCUAGUCCGCAGACUAACAACUACUGCAGGGCCUUUACUUGCGGGGACCUAGUGGCAGUACAGGUUAUGCUGCCAACGAUCGGAGGUUGGCAAGAGGUAAUAAUAGCCUCGAUCUACUUCCCAGGGGACUCAGUCGAGAAUCCACCACCAGACAAGAUCAAAAACCUUAUCCAAUUCUGCCAAGAGAAGAACAGAGGGCUUAUUCUCGGCUGCGACGCAAACGCACAUCACACGGUUUGGGGUAGCACGGACAUCAAUAACAGAGCAAAUAGAGGGAGAGAACCUACUUUUGUUAGCAGAACUAGGCAAGAGGUGCUGGAUUUAACACUGACAACCCCCCUGCUCAGCUUCAAGAUUGCCAACUGUCUGGAAGUGGAGAGUCCAGAGGAGAAAAUUAUUAGAAUCCCUAAGCUCACGGACUGGUCGUCUUAUCAAAAACAACUGAGGGGUGAACUAGAGGGUUCCAAAGAAGUUAUAACAGGUAUAGAGGAACUGAAUAGGACCUCAACUAACCUGCAUAACAUCAUUCACGAAGCCUACAAAAACAGCUGCCCGACAAAGCAUAAAAAGUCCACAACAUCAUGGUGGAACCAGGGUCUGGAGGAGAUGCGUUCCUUGGCCAGGAGAUUCUUUAAUAAGGCCAAGAGGACCAAAUGUCAAGCACAUUGGGAUCGCUAUAGAGAAGCCCUCACCGGCUACAAUAAAGAAUUGAGAAGGUCCAAAAGAAAAUCUUGGAGGAGCUUCUGCAAAAACAUUAGCAACUUCCCUAUUUCGGCUCGCCUACAAAAAGUAAUGGCGAGCCGAAAUAGGGAAGUUAGGGAAAUAGGGAACCACUCCAACCAAAUUGGCCAUCUGCUUAAAGCAAAUGGCAAAUACACGGACGACGCUGGGGAGGUGUUAAAGCUCCUUUUAAACACCCACUUCCCCGGUGGUUACAUCGUCACCAUUGACAACAAGACUAGAAGUGAGGAAGAGACCUUGAUGCCCUACUACCUUCACUACUGCAGAGUCAAAAGUCUAGCUUGGCACAUCUUUGCACCAAGCAAAGUAAGAUGA
Messenger RNA from Solenopsis invicta (red fire ant), 1167 nucleotides. RefSeq lists its product as uncharacterized. Gene Ontology annotation, molecular function: catalytic activity. The record is from RefSeq and is a predicted model, not a curated record. NCBI's taxonomy places the organism in Eukaryota, Metazoa, Arthropoda, Insecta, Hymenoptera, Formicidae. The coding region runs from base 1 to 1167 and encodes 388 amino acids. The transcript is spliced from 4 exons.